Molecule: messenger RNA, 5283 nt
Organism: Lodderomyces theae
Lineage: Eukaryota; Fungi; Ascomycota; Pichiomycetes; Serinales; Debaryomycetaceae
Product: aminophospholipid-translocating P4-type ATPase
Exons: 2
Coding region: 1-5283 (1760 amino acids)
Biological process (GO): endocytic recycling; intracellular protein transport; phospholipid translocation
Cellular component (GO): plasma membrane
Molecular function (GO): ATPase-coupled intramembrane lipid carrier activity; ATP binding; magnesium ion binding
Source: RefSeq, a predicted model, not a curated record
AUGUCUAACCUGAAAAAUUCUGCAAGAUUGCAGAAGAAUGCCAACCCAUUCUCAGAUGACGACGAGAAUGACUUGAUAGAUCUUGAUUUGACAAACCCUUAUGAGGACUACGAUCCGCAGCACGAAUAUCCUCGGGUGCUGAGCUCAAAUCAGAGAGGAGAAGCAUCGAACCCUUUCAACGACCAAUUUGUGAUAUCUGACGAUGAGGAUGGGGAAGAGGACUACAUACCCAAUGGGAGGCCAGUGAACUCUGCAAAGAAGCAUAGCUCGCAUCCAAUCACACGGAACGAUUCACACCCAACUAGCGAUUUUAUAGGAAGAGACACUUCAGAGUAUGUGAACUUGAAUAGAGAACAGCCCAAGGACUUUGAUAUAAGACACAUUUUUCAAAGAUUCAAAAGUAAGAUUACGGGACAAAGUCUGCCCGUUGGUGGUGGUGGUGGUGGUGGUGGUGGCUCGAGAUCGAAGGAACCUAGGGAGAUACUUAUAAUGGACCACGCCGCUAACUCCGGACAAGGAUACUAUGGAAAUCACAUUUCAACAACAAAGUACAACUUUGCAACAUUUUUGCCGAAGUUCUUAUUCGAACAAUUCAGCAAAUAUGCCAACUUGUUUUUCUUGUUCACAUCAAUAAUUCAACAAGUGCCACACGUCUCGCCUACGAAUCGGUACACAACUAUCGGAACUUUGAUCGUGGUGUUGUUUGUGUCUGCUAUAAAGGAAAUUCUGGAGGAUUUAAAACGAGCCAAUGCUGAUAAGGAGCUAAAUAAUACGCGAGUCUUGGUCCUUGAUCCAGUUUCCGGUGAUUUCGUCUUGAAAAAGUGGGUUAAAGUUGAGGUUGGUGAUAUAGUCAGGGUGAAUAACGAAGAGCCAUUUCCUGCAGAUUUGAUCUUAAUCAGUUCUUCCGAGCCAGAGGGGCUUUGUUACAUUGAAACUGCCAAUCUAGAUGGAGAAACCAACUUAAAAAUUAAACAAUCAAGAGCGGAAACUGCUCACUUGAAAAGCGCCGGCGAUGUAAUACGAGGAUUUUCAAAUGCCAAGGUGCUAUCUGAACAGCCAAAUUCAUCUUUGUAUACGUACGAAGGGAUUCUAAAGGGCUUUGAGAAUGGUAGGGAUAUCCCCUUGUCUCCUGAACAGCUAUUACUAAGAGGAGCCACGUUGCGUAAUACGCAGUGGGCCCACGGUAUUGUCAUAUUCACCGGUCAUGAAACGAAACUCAUGAGGAAUGCUACUGCAACACCAAUAAAACGGACCGAUGUGGAGCGGAUAAUCAAUCUUCAAAUUAUUGCUUUGUUUUGUGUUUUGAUUGUACUUGCGUUGGUAUCAUCUAUAGGAAAUGUUAUCAAAACAAAGGCUAACAGUGGUGAUUUAGGUUAUUUGCAUUUAGAAGGAACUUCGUUGGCUUUACUUUUUUUUCAAGAUUUGUUGACCUUUUGGAUAUUGUUUUCCAACUUAGUACCUAUAUCGUUAUUCGUCACGGUGGAGUUGAUAAAGUACUAUCAGGCAUUUAUGAUUGGAAGUGAUUUGGACAUGUAUUAUGAGGAGACCGAUACUCCAACCGGUGUUAGAACCUCUUCUCUCGUUGAGGAGUUGGGUCAGAUCAAUUACAUAUUUAGCGACAAAACCGGUACCUUGACGCGAAAUGUGAUGGAGUUCAAAGCCUGUUCUAUUGGUGGGAGGUGUUAUAUCGAAGAGAUUCCUGAAGAUGGACAUGCACAAAUCAUCGAUGGCAUUGAAAUUGGGUACCAUACAUUUGACACGUUACGCUCAGACUUUACAAACAGUUCUUCCCAACAAUCUGCAAUUAUAAACGAAUUUCUCACCUUGCUAAGCACAUGUCACACGGUAAUCCCUGAAGUUGAUGGCGCCAAUAUCAAAUACCAAGCAGCGUCUCCAGAUGAGGGUGCUUUGGUGCAAGGCGCUGCUGACUUGGGAUUUAAGUUCAUUGUACGUCGGCCAAAGACUGUAACCGUUGAGAACACCCUCACUCAGAUGAAGUCCGAAUAUGAGCUCUUGAAUAUUUGCGAAUUCAACUCCACGCGAAAGAGAAUGUCUGCCAUAUUUCGCUGUCCAGACGGGGUUAUUAGAUUGUUUUGUAAAGGUGCCGAUACCGUUAUAUUGGAAAGACUUUCCAAAAAUGAACCGCAACCUUUUGUUGACGCCACUUUGAGACAUUUGGAGGAAUUUGCUGCUGAAGGGUUGAGGACGCUUUGUAUUGCAUCGCGAAUAGUUUCGGAAGAAGAGUACCAGCAAUGGAGUAAGAAAUACUACGAUGCCUCUACUUCGUUGCAUGAUCGUGGUGACAAAAUGGAUGCUGUUGCUGAGCUUAUUGAGACUGACCUAUUCCUUCUAGGCGCGACUGCCAUUGAGGAUAAAUUGCAAGAUGGUGUGCCAGAAACUAUACAAACGCUUCAGGAUGCAGGUAUCAAAAUCUGGAUUCUAACUGGUGAUAGGCAGGAAACAGCUAUAAAUAUUGGAAUGUCUUGUAAAUUGCUAAGUGAGGACAUGAAUUUGUUGGUUGUCAAUGAGGAAAACAAGACCAAUACAAGACUAAAUCUACAGGAAAAAUUAACUGCAAUUCAAGAGCACCAAUUUGACGGCGAAGACGAGUCUUUGGAGUCUUCCUUGGCUUUGAUUAUCGAUGGACACUCGUUGGCAUUUGCUUUGGAGCCCGAUUUGGAAGAUUUGUUUAUUGAGUUGGGCUCUCGAUGCAAGGCAGUUAUCUGUUGCCGUGUAUCCCCAUUACAAAAAGCACUUGUCGUUAAGAUGGUAAAGAGAAAAAAGAAACAGUCCUUGCUUCUUGCCAUUGGAGAUGGUGCUAACGAUGUUUCUAUGAUCCAAGCCGCACAUGUUGGUGUGGGAAUAAGUGGGAUGGAAGGUAUGCAAGCUGCGAGAAGUGCGGAUGUCUCCAUAGGCCAAUUCAAGUAUUUGAAAAAGUUGCUUUUGGUUCAUGGAUCUUGGUCUUAUCAGCGUAUUUCAAAUGCCAUUCUUUACUCCUUCUACAAAAACAUCGCCUUGUACAUGACGCAAUUUUGGUAUGUUUUUGCCAAUGCAUUUUCAGGUCAAUCGAUUGCUGAAUCGUGGACUUUAACGUUUUACAACGUUCUUUUCACUGUGCUUCCCCCAAUUGUCAUGGGAGUUUUUGAUCAAUUUGUUAGUGCAAGACAGUUGGUUAGGUAUCCACAAUUGUAUCAGUUGGGACAGCAGCGCAAAUUUUUCAAUGUUGCUAUUUUCUGGGGUUGGAUUUUGAAUGGAUUCUAUCACUCUGCUGUUAUAUUUCUUUGUUCGUUCUUUAUUUACAGAUACGGAAACGUCAUGUCCAAUGGUUUGACAACCGAUAACUGGGCCUGGGGAGUUGCAGUAUACACCACAUGUACCUUGACUGCUUUAGGGAAAGCUGCGUUGGUGGUGACUUUGUGGACAAAGUUUACGUUAAUUGCAAUUCCGGGCUCCUUUCUAUUGUGGCUAGCUUGGUUUCCUGCUUACGCGACAAUUGCGCCUUUGAUCAAUGUUUCCGACGAGUAUAGGGGAGUAUUGGCAGCAACUUACCCACUACUCAUGUUUUGGGGAAUGGUCUUUGGUGUUCCCGUCUUGUGUUUGUUGAGAGACCUUGCGUGGAAGUUUUACAAGAGGCAAACCAAUCCCGAGACUUAUCAUUAUGUGCAAGAGAUUCAAAAGUACAACAUACAAGAUCAUAGACCGCGUGUGGAGCAAUUUCAAAAAGCCAUCAGAAAGGUCCGUCAAGUGCAAAGGAUCAAGAAGCAAAGAGGAUUCGCUUUUUCCCUGGCUGAGGGCAAUGAUCAGGAGAAGUUGAUGCGGUUGUAUGAUACAUCGAAGCUGAGGCCUACGGAAAUGGCAGACACACCAGUGCCGGCAACCCCUGUAGAGUCUGCCGAAGGGAAGAAACUUUCCAACAAGGAACUCAAGGAAUUGAAAAAGAAGGAAAAAGCCGCUAAGAGAGCAGCGCAGAAGGAGAAAAAUGGUAUCACAGUGGAGCAACAACGACAACUAGCGGAUGAGAAAAAGAAGGUGUCUCAGUCUGCCAACACAGCUUCGAAUUUGAAAAAACAAUUGAACCAGACUCUUAUUACCACGGAUAAGAAAGUUCCACACUUGUUUGGCCACUUGGAAACUCGUGAGCAGCGGAAUGCAUCGUCGCCAGCAAUUUCCCAUAUUGUACAUCCAGCCAUCAUCGCCUUGACUUUGAAGUUUUCCAGUUAUAGUGUUGUCGGAUCACUGUCAAGAUUAGUGCAUAUGCUCCGCGUGUUUAAGGAGGUUAUUGAGGAUUACAAAACACCUGAAAAUACAACCUUAACCAGACACUUGACAGGUCACUUGUCGCAUCAGAUUGAAUACCUCAAGUCUGGGAGGCCAUUGUCCGUGUCAAUGGGAAAUGCCAUUAGGUGGUUGAAGCAAGAGAUUUCUCAUAUUUCCAUAGACAUGUCUGAGUUGCAAGCAAAAGAAUUACUUUGUCAAAAAAUUGACGAUUUUUUGAGAGAAAAGGUGGAGCUUUCAGACCAAUUGAUUGUUGAGAGUGCCUCGAAACACAUCACUGAUGGAGCUACAAUACUCACCUACGGUCAUUCUCAAGUAUUGGAGGAUCUUUUUAAGUUUUGUGCUCUGGAGCAAGGUAAAAAAUUCAAUUUGGUGAUAGUCGACUCGAGACCCUUGUUUGAAGGGAAAAAGUUGCUUCAGCGUUUGCUGAAGACGACAUGUGCUGAUAUUUCCGGUGGGGAUAUUCCAAUAACUCAGAGGUUUAUCACCGUUCAGUAUGUUUUGCUCAACGCUUUGUCGUCCACGCUAUUGGACGAUGUUGAUUGUGUAUUCUUGGGUGCUCAUGCAAUGCUUUCGAAUGGACGGUUAUUUUCAAGAGUUGGUACAGCAAUGAUUGCAAUGAUGUGCCACACGAGGAAUAUUCCAGUGUUGGCAUGUUGUGAAUCGGUAAAGUUUUCAGACAAAGUGCAAUUGGAUUCGGUUACGAAUAACGAGUUAGCAGAUCCUGAUGAUUUGAUAGCCAAAGAUAGCAGAAACCCGCCCCAGAAGAAAAGUUUUGCCUUGGAGCAGUUUGUGAAACUGGCACAUUCCGGGAAGGAUAAGAAGGAAGUGGUUAAAGAGAAUGAAGAUGGUCCCUUGCAAAGUUGGAAAACCCUUCCAGCAUUGAACAUUUUGAAUAUAAUGUAUGAUUUAACGCCCCCGGAGUAUAUAAAUAAAGUGAUUACUGAACUCGGCGCCUUGCCACCGUCGUCAGUGCCUGUCAUUUUACGAGAAUACAAAAGUACAUAG